AUGGAUCUAUCAACGAUCGCUUCUUCACUAACAACCGCAAUAACCCAAUUGACGAUCGCCGAAUUUCGUAGCCAAGUGCUAUGGGCUUUGGUUGUCGGCAUUAUUCUGGCGUUUGUGCUCGGAUUUGCAAUGGGCGCAAACGAUGUGGCGAACGCAUUCGGUACAUCGGUUGGAAGUGGAGUUUUAUCUCUAACGCAGGCUUAUAUCCUGGCGACUAUUUUCGAAACGCUUGGAGCACUUCUUGUUGGAUAUAAUGUCACCGAUACAAUUCGAAAGGGCGUCAUCGAUGUAGAACUAUAUCAAAAUGAACCAAAGGUACUCUUCCUAGGACAGCUAGCCAUUCUUGCAGGAUGUUCUGGAUGGCUUUUGAUCGCUACAUUCGCUCAGUUGCCUGUAUCUACCACACACAGUAUAACAGGUGCUACGGUUGGGUUUGGUCUGGUUACGAUGGGUACAAAAGGCAUUCACUGGAUUAAAGUNAGCCAACACAUAUUUGCCAUAGGCAAAUCACUCAUGAGAUAUGAUAUUGAAACAAACAAAUACAACUGGAAUAGUUUCAUCGCGAUGGGAUUGAUGAGAAUGCAAGUUCAUGCGAUACGCUAUUUAACAAGGAAUGAACUAGAACAUUAUUUUCGCUUACUAAUUGCCUCAUGGUUCAUAUCGCCCGUUCUCUCCGGAAUCGUCUCGAGCAUAUUAUAUAUGAUAGUCGAUUGGGUCGUGCUGAGAAGAAACAAUCCGUUCCGGUGUGGUCUUAUCGCUUUGCCGUUUUUCUACUGGUUCAGCAUUGCGUUCACGACAUUUGCCGUCAGCUAUCAAGGCUCUAAAUGUGAGUGCUUCUGA
Anisakis simplex (herring worm) is the source of this 840-nucleotide messenger RNA. NCBI's taxonomy places the organism in Eukaryota, Metazoa, Nematoda, Chromadorea, Rhabditida, Anisakidae. The record is from the annotation of a GenBank genome assembly.